This is a messenger RNA of Daucus carota subsp. sativus, 1334 nucleotides long. Its product is annotated as probable uridine nucleosidase 2. The coding region runs from base 99 to 1061 and encodes 320 amino acids. Gene Ontology annotation, molecular function: purine nucleosidase activity. Gene Ontology annotation, cellular component: cytosol. The record is from RefSeq and is a predicted model, not a curated record. NCBI's taxonomy places the organism in Eukaryota, Viridiplantae, Streptophyta, Magnoliopsida, Apiales, Apiaceae. Gene Ontology annotation, biological process: purine nucleoside catabolic process. The transcript has 9 exons.
ACGGUAGACAAACCCUUUUAUGAGAUGUACUUAUAACCAACUAAAAGAUUGUUGUUAACAGCAGUGGUGGGUCAACAAGAUCUUGUAAAGGCAAGACAAUGGCUGGACCCAAGAAGAUGAUCAUCGAUACAGAUCCAGGCAUCGAUGAUGCUAUGGCAAUCUUUGUGGCGUUGAAUUCACCCGAAGUGACAGUGAUUGGACUCACAACUAUAUAUGGGAAUGUGUACACUACUCUUGCCACUCGAAAUGCUUUGCAUUUGUUGGAGGUUGCAGGAAGGUCUGAUAUCCCAGUGGCUGAAGGAUCUCAUGUCACGAUCACACAAGGUACAAAACUGCGUAUUGCUGAUUUUGUGCAUGGCACGGAUGGACUUGGAAACCAAAACUUUCCUCCACCAAAAGGAAAGCCAAUCAAACAGUCAGCUGCCGAAUUUCUUGUUGAGCAAGCUAAUUUAUACCCCGGAGAAGUCAGUGUUGUUGCCUUAGGCCCCCUUACAAAUAUUGCAUUGGCUAUUCAGUUGGAUUCCAAUUUCACCAAAAAUGUCGGGGAGAUAGUUAUUCUUGGUGGUGCCUUUUCAGUGAAUGGAAAUGUUAAUCCAGCAGCUGAAGCAAAUAUUUUUGGUGAUCCAGAUGCUGCAGAUAUUGUUUUCACAAGUGGAGCUAACAUCUUAGCUGUCGGGAUAAAUGUGACCCACCAAGUUGUUAUGACAGAUGGGGAUCGAGAUAAACUGGCCAAGGCCAGCGGGAAAUUUGCUGAGUACCUCUGCAAAAUUUUAGAAGUCUAUUUUUCUUAUCAUCGUGAAGCGUACUGCACAAAAGGUGUUUACCUUCAUGAUCCAACUGCCCUUCUCGCAGCGGUGCAUCCUUCAUUACUAACGUACACAGAAGGUGCUGUCAGAGUUCAGACGAAUGGCAUAACAAGAGGCCUGACUUUAUUUGACAACAAACAAAAGAGGUUUGGUGAAGUGACUGAGUGGUCUGGUAAACCCUCUGUAAAGGUAGCUGUUACUGUUGAUGCACCCAAGAUUGUCAAAUUGGUAAUGGAUCGACUAAUGUUUUCGUAGAAGAUUCUCACUAGACUCUGAUUCAUAUACACUGUUAGCGUUCAUCUGCCGGUUACUCUUGUAAUCAAAUGAACGUACAUGAAUGGAAGUGGUUGCAGCCAUGUUUACAGCCAACUUAGAAGAUGAGAUGCCACAGUCUUUGGGGAAGUGAUAAUUGAGAUCCAUCUGUUGUACUAAUUGUUAACUCUGCUAUUUCCUCUUUUCCUUCUGUUGUAUCAAUAAAAGUUAUAUUAAUUAUUGGUUCAUGCUAUGCAUCUCGAACUAAAUGCGGAA